AUGAGUUUGAAUGUGAGAUAUAGCAGAAAAGCCCAGGAGAACCACAGUGAUGGAGAAGAGAAUCAGGUGCAGAUCUUAGAGGAUGAAGAGCAUUACGCUGAUCUUGGGUCACAAAAAGCCAAUAUUACAGUAAUUUUGGAAAAAGACGAUCUACAAAGAAAUUAUGACAACCUGCGCAUCAACAACAGCCAGUUACAAGAGGAAGUAACACAGCUACGGGGGAAACUUUCCAGGACAGUGUGUCCUGAAGGAUGGAAGACAUUUGGAUACAGUUGCUACUUCAAAUCUAGUGAGAGGAAAACAUGGUAUGAAAGCAGAUAUGACUUUGAGCAGAGAGGAGCAGAUCUGGUGGUCAUCAACAACAAAGAGGAACAGAAGUUUGUCAUUGAGCUGAAUGUGCAUAGAGAGUUCUGGAUUGGUCUACAGGCCAAAAAGGAACUAUCUACACCAACAGGAAAGGUGUACCAAUGGGAAUGGGUCGACGGAUCACCGCUGACAGAAAUGUUCUGGACAUCAGGGCUGCCACACAAUGUCACAAACUUGUUGAUGAAAGGAUACUGCAACCCACAAGGAAAAUGGGCACACAUCAGGGAUACUGCUGCUAAAUCCUGGAUCUGUGAGAAAUAGAUUUUGUGAAUGAUUUGAAUUGGUUGUUUAGUGUUGUGAUCAGCUUUGUCAAUCAAUUAGCUGACAUUGUACAUCUGUUCUGUUGUUUACUCAAUGUUGCAUGCUAAAUAACUUGGAAUACAUUGAAAACAUGAAAUUGAA
Molecule: messenger RNA, 768 nt
Organism: Eleginops maclovinus (Patagonian blennie)
Lineage: Eukaryota; Metazoa; Chordata; Actinopteri; Perciformes; Eleginopidae
Product: CD209 antigen-like
Exons: 5
Coding region: 1-627 (208 amino acids)
Source: RefSeq, a predicted model, not a curated record